UUCCACAUUCCUGCCCCGCCGGGCCUGCCCCGCGCAGUCUGGGUCUCUGCGCCGCAGCCGCCCGCCCGCCCGCUCAGCGCCCGGCCCCGGGAUGACGGCGGCCCAGGCCGCGGGUGAGGAGGCGCCACCAGGCGUGCGGUCCGUCAAGGUGGUCCUGGUGGGCGACGGCGGCUGCGGGAAGACGUCGCUGCUGAUGGUCUUCGCCGAUGGGGCCUUCCCCGAGUGGUACCCAGAAGUGAAUCAUUUCUGCAAGAAGGUACCCAUCAUCGUCGUGGGCUGCAAGACUGACCUGCGCAAGGACAAAUCACUGGUGAACAAGCUCCGAAGAAACGGAUUGGAGCCUGUGACCUACCACAGGGGCCAGGAGAUGGCGAGGUCCGUGGGCGCGGUGGCCUACCUCGAGUGCUCGGCUCGGCUCCAUGACAACGUCCACGCCGUCUUCCAGGAGGCUGCCGAGGUGGCCCUCAGCAGCCGCGGUCGCAACUUCUGGCGGCGGAUUACCCAGGGCUUUUGCGUGGUGACCUGAGUGGCUCGGGGCGUCCCAGCGACGCGGGAAGGGGCAGGGCGCUGACCUGCUGCUGAGCUGGCUGGGCUGGGCUGGACCCGGUCCCUAGGCUGUGACCGCCUAACGGCAUCGCAACAGACGGGCGCCACCAAAGCCAGGCCCUGAGGCCUGGGAGUCCUGGACUGAGAAAGGGGGUUCCUGGGCCCACCUGCUCUGUGUAGGGCUCGUCCUGCGGUGCCCGAGAAUCACUCGCUAACCCCUAUGCCCGGUCCUGGACCGACAUCCUGGAGCCGCCUGUGCAGCCUGAUGCCCCCUCGUGGCUGCUCCCAGGGCUGCACCUGCCAGGACCUAAUGUUCUUAGGUCCCUCUGGCCAGAACCCACACCCGGCCCCUUCCCACCUGUCAUACUGGUAACUGUAACAAGGAAAACGACAUCACUUUUCAUUGUGUCGUGCCUCUUUUUUCUGUUUUCUUUUUUUUGAGACGGAGUCUCGUUCUGUCGCCCAGGCUGGAGUGCAGUGGCGCAUUUCAGCUCACUGCAACCUGUGCCUCCUGGGUUCAAGCGAUUCUCCUGCCUCAGCCUCCUGAGUAGCUGGGAUUACAGGCGCGCGCCACCACACCUGGAUAAUUUUUGUAUUUUCUUUAGUAGAGACGGGGUUUCACCGUGUUGGUCAGGCUGGUCUGGAACUCCUGACCUCAUGAUCCACCCGCCUCGGCCUCCCAAAGUGCUGGGAUUACAGCCGUGAGCCACCGCACCCAGCCUAUGCCUCUUGUUUCAAGGUGGCUUUACACACACGUUCCAAGGUAGGUAAAAGCCCACCCCAUCUAGGCACUGGGAUGGGACUGCUUGGAUCCAAACCAGCUUUAUUGCUUCCACGACCUUGGGCAAGUUCUUCUGGGCCUCAGCUUCCUCACCUGUGAAAUGGAUCACAGACUAAGCCAUGGAACUUUCGGAUGAGUAAGAGGGUCAUGAGGACCAACACAUGCAAAGAGCUUAGUAGAUGCCUAGCACGCAGUAAGUGCUCACAAAAGGUUUGGCCAGGGCCGAGCACAGUGACUCAUGCCUGUAAUCCCAGCACUUUGGGAGGCCGACGUGGGCAGAUCAUGAGGUCAGGAGUUUGAGACCAGCCUGACCAACAUGGUGAAACCCCCGUCUCUACUAAAAAUACAAAAAUUAGCCAGGCGUGGUGGCCCACACCUGUAAUCCCAGCUACUCCAGAGGCUGAGGCAGGAGAAUAGGUUGCAGUGAGCCGAGAUCACACCACUGCACUCCAGCCCAGGCAACACAACGAGACUCCUUCUCAAAAAAAAAAAGGUGUAGCCAGGUGCUGUGGCACACCUGUCCCAGCUACGAUUGCACCAGUGCACUCCAGCUUGGGCUACAAAGCAGAAAAAAAAAAAAAAGAAAAAAAAGUGGUCGGGUGUGUUGGCUUACGCCUGUAAUUCCAACACUUUGGGAGGCUGAGGCGGAUGGAUCACCUGAGGUCAGGAGUUGGAGACCAGCCUGAUGGUCACAUGGUGAAACCCGGUCUCUACUAAAAAUAUAAAAAUUAGUUGGAUGUGGUGGUACGUCCCUGUAAACCCAGCUACUUGGGAGGCUGAGGCUGGAGAAUCACUUGAAUCCGGGAAGUGGAAGUUGCAGUGAGCUGAGAUCACGCCACUGCACUCCAGCCUGGGUGACAGAGCGAGACUCUGUCAAAAAAAAAAAAAAAGGAUCUUGACUUCUGACUUCAGAGCAGUUGAGGCUUGUGCAAGAAGAAAAAUCUGCAAGAAGUCUGCAUAAAAAGCAUAACAGCAAAAAACCCAUCAAGGGCUCCAGGAACACAGGGAAGUUACAGAGGAGAGCUGUCUGAGCUAGGUUAAGCUCACUAGGCUUAAAGAGAAUAGGGAAGAAUAUUCUGGGUGCAGGGUAUGCUUAGGGGAAGAGCAAUCAGGCUGGAAAUGGAGGCUGGGAAAAGUUGUUUCCCAUCCCUGAGCAGGUGAGAUUAAAAGUUCAGUGGGGCCUGGUGUGGUGGCUCGCGCCUGUAAUCCCAGCACUUUGGGAGGCUGAGAAGGGUAGAUCACCUGAGGUCAGGAGUUUGAGACCAGCCUGGACAACAUGGUGAAACCCCAUCUCUACUAAAAAUACAAAAAAAUUAGCUGGGCAUGGUGGUGGGCACCUGUAAACCCAGCUACUCAGGAGGCUGAGGAAGGAGAAUCACUUGAACCCGGGAGGCGGAGGUUGCAGUAAGCCGAGAUCACGCCACUGCACUCCAGCCUGGGCAACAAGAGCAAAACUCUGUCUCAAAAAAGAACCAUAACAAUCAAUUAAUAAAUAAUAAUAAUUUAAAAAUAAAAUAUAUAAAUAAUAAAAAUUUAAAAAAAAGAAACCUCACAGUGGGGACUGGAAUCUAGGUAGGGUUUUCCACGUUGGCCCCUAACACUGUUUCACUUGCGGCAGCUCGGCCCUGUAAUCUGAGCUGUGAGGCCCCACGUUGCUGAAGCAGUCCCCCACCUGGAGCUGUUUCUGAUGAAACUUCCGGGACAGGUGUCAGCAGCUGGUUCUCAUUAAGGAUCAUGUGUAUCAGCGCAAAAGAAAUGGUCCAGUUCGGCUGGGCGCGGUGGCUCACACCUGUAAUCCCAACACUUUGGGAGGCCAAGGCAGGUGGUAUUGCUUGAGGCCAGGAGUUCAAGACCAGCCUGGCUAACAUAGUGAAACCCCGUCUCUAUAAAAAACACAAAAAUUAGCCAGGUGUGGUAGCACGCACCUGUAGCCCCAGCUACUCAGAAGGCUGAGGCAGGAGAGUUGUUUGAACCUGCGACGCAGUGGUUGCAGUGAGCUGAGAACACACCACUACCCUCCAGCCUGGAUGACAGAGUGAGACUCCGUCUCAAAAAAAAGAAAAUACAUGUUUGGUUUUGGAACUUCCCAAGAGCUUUAAUUAGGCUCACAGUAGAGUUGGAGAAUAUUUGGGUUUGAGUCCAGAGCACAUGGCCAUAGAGUAGCUUAGUGCAGCUUUGGCUGCUGGUUCAUGGUUUGGUUCAGAUCGAGCCUCCGAGCAUAAGAAAGUUACUCAUUCAGGCCAGAAAUGAAGCUGUGGUCGGGGAGUCAUAAGUGCCCUGCUCACCUUGUGGCUUGGCCAGAUGGGUAGACAGUGGGGGUGCUCAAACUGCAUCUGAUUCAGGACACCCCAAGAUCUCUCUUAGGAAUGACCUCCCCCUCAAGCCCCAGCAGGAUUCUUUUUUUUUUUUUUUUUUU
Molecule: messenger RNA, 3743 nt
Organism: Gorilla gorilla gorilla (western lowland gorilla)
Lineage: Eukaryota; Metazoa; Chordata; Mammalia; Primates; Hominidae
Gene: RHOD
Product: ras homolog family member D
Exons: 3
Coding region: 92-526 (144 amino acids)
Biological process (GO): small GTPase-mediated signal transduction
Molecular function (GO): GTP binding; GTPase activity
Source: RefSeq, a predicted model, not a curated record